UAUGUGAUCCAUUAUAAUGAUAUACAUCCUUGAAUAUCCUAAUUCCUAACUUAGCUAUUUUCAACCACACACACAGAAAUAAAUAAAGCACAGCUCAUUAUUCAACAUGGCUGCUCCCAAUAGAACACUCUCCCUUGCCAUGGAGAGAACCAGCCAAUGGGUUUUCUCUCAAGAACUUCCAUCAGAUCUUAUAGUUCAAGUUGGAGAAGCAAGUUUCCCUCUCCACAAGUUUAUGCUAGUGGCAAAGAGCAACUACAUCAGAAAACUGAUAAAGGAAUCAGAAGAGAUUGAAGAAAAUGAACUCACCAGGAUCGACCUUUCGGGCAUUCCGGGAGGUAGUGGAACCUUUGAGAAGGCAGCGAAGUUCUGUUACGGCGUUAAGUUCGAUAUAACGGCUCAAAACGUCGCCGCUUUGCGCUGUGCCGCGGAGUUCCUCCAGAUGACGGAAGGGAACAACCUCGCCGGAAAAACUGAGGACUAUCUCUCUCAUGUUGCGUUCUUCACACUCACCGGCGCCAUCACGGUACUGAGAUCGUGCCGGAACCUCCUCCCUCUCGCCGACGAACUCAACAUCGUGAAACGCUGCGUGGAGGCCGUCAGCGCCAAGGCUUGCAGCGAGGCAAAUUUUCCGAGCAGGUCACCGGCGAACUGGUGGACGGAGGAUCUCGCCGUUCUCGACGUAGAUUUCUUCGGAAAAGUCAUCGCCGCCAUGAAGAAUCGCGGCGCCAAACCGAAAACCCUAGCAGCAGCGUUAAUCGCUUAUGCAGAGCGAUCUCUCUCCACCGACAGAAUCCGUCUUUUGAAUCCUAGUGAUUCCGAUUCUGAUCACCGAACAAAUCCGCGGAAGCUUCUGGAAUCGGUGGUAGAUCUCUUCCCCUCUGAUAAAACCGCUUUUCCGGCUAGCUUCGUCUGCUGCCUCCUCCGCUGCGCGAUCUACGUCAGAGCAUCUAACUACUGCAGGAGCGAACUGGAGAAGCGGAUCGCGGCGGUUCUAGAACUCGCAACGGUGGACGACAUCCUCGUUCUGUCGUUCGCCUACGACGGCGACAGGCUCUCAGAUCUCGAGACCGUACGGAAGAUCGUGUCGGCGUUCAUAGAGAACGAAAAGCAUGCAGCGGUUAUCUCUGCCGCCGACGAUAACUGCUCCGUCGCGCUGCGCCGCGUGACCAAAACCGUCGACGCUUACCUCGCCGAGAUCGCUUCGUUCAAUGAUCUCACAAUCUCGAAGUUCAACGCCAUCGCAACCCUAAUUCCCAAAUUUGCACGCGAGAUCGACGACGAUCUCUACCGCGCCGUAGACAUCUACCUCAAGGCGCACUCGAAGCUUGAUGAGAUAGAGAGGGAGAAGUUGUGUAGUGUGAUGGAUCCGUUGAAGCUAUCAUACGAGGCGCGUGUGCACGCGUCGCAGAACAAGCGUUUACCGGUGCAGAUGGUGCUUCAUGCUCUUUACUACGACCAACUGCGACUGAGGAGUGAGGAAGAAGAGGAACACCGUGCUGCGGCGGCGGCGGCGGCGGCGGUGGAUGUGUCGUUGGUGAAGGAGAAUGAGGAGCUGAGAACGGAGCUGAUGAGGAUGAAGAUGUACGUUACGGAUCUGGAGAAGAACGCUCUGGAAACGACGUCUUCGUCGUCGUCAACGAUGAAGAAGAAGGCCACGUUUUUGUCCUCUGUUUCUAGGAGGCUGGGGAAGAUGAACCCGUUUAGAAAUGGUUCAAAAGAUACGACCCAAUUAGAUGAUGGGCCUGUGGAUUUCAAUCGGCCCAGAAGGAGAAGGUUCUCUGUUUCCUAGAUUGUUGUUUUUCUCUCGUAUUGUAAUAUGUACUUGACCCAAAAGACAAAAAAGUAAACAAAAAAAACAAAGAAAAAAGAGUACCAUUGUAAAAGUUUGUUGAAAUUGUUGAGGUGAUGCAUCAUGGAUAUAUGUUUUAUGUGGGAGAAUGUGAUGGAGUUAUGAAUCGUUCCAAUUUCUGAA
Arachis duranensis is the source of this 1972-nucleotide messenger RNA. Its product is annotated as root phototropism protein 2. Gene Ontology annotation, molecular function: protein binding. The transcript has 4 exons. The record is from RefSeq and is a predicted model, not a curated record. The coding region runs from base 107 to 1789 and encodes 560 amino acids. NCBI's taxonomy places the organism in Eukaryota, Viridiplantae, Streptophyta, Magnoliopsida, Fabales, Fabaceae.